AUGGGCUUUCAGUUCAGGAAGAAGGAGGCCAAGCCAGAGGACAAUGCUGUUGAAAAGGAGCCAUGGCAAGAGCGGGCCACCGUCUACUAUCGACUUCUCCUCAGCCCUGGAGGCAACGUCUGGGAUCUCCUCCUGUUCCUGGGCGGAUUGAUAGGAUCCAUCGCAGCUGGUGUGCCAUUCCCACUUCUUGGAAUCCUCUUCGGACAGCUCAUCGACAACCUGACCUCGGCCAACUGUGCUGAAAACUCCGGCCAAGACACCUCAUCGCUGUCGGACUCGGUACGCACCAAGGUGCUUUACAUCAUCUAUGUGACCAUUGCCAACUGGUGCUUCAUCUACCUCCACACCACAUGCUGGUCCUUGUUUGGGGAACGACUCGUGCGCCGUCUGCGCGAGACGUAUCUGCGAAGUCUUCUGCGCCAGGAACUUGCCUUUUUCGACCAGCUGCCUGCCGGUGAUGUCUCUUCGAGGUUAUCUACCGACCUUGAUGAGAUCCAGAAGGGUACAUCUGAGAAGGUCGGCAUUGUCAUCAGCAGUAUCUCCUACUUCGUGGCAUCGUACAUCGUAGCCUUCAUCAAGCAUGCUGUACUCGCUGGGAUACUGGUGUCACUGGUCCCAGCAUACUUCCUCAUGGCCUACGUUGGUGGCUACUUCACCGAGAAGUAUGCCGGCACGUACUCAGACGAGAUCGCAAGCGCCACAUCCAUUGCCUCGGAAAGCUUGAACAAACUCACCAUCGUUCACGCCUUUGGUGCAGCCGCGCGACUGGAGCGCAGAUUCGCGGACCUCAUGGCCAAGGCCAGCGCCGAGGGCGUCAAGAAGGCUAUCGUGGCAGGUGUACAGCUGGGCCUGCUCUACUUCAUUGCUUACUCCACCAAUGCGCUAGCAUACUGGCAGGGCAGCAAGAGUAUCGCAGACUCUGUCGGCACUGACGCUGCAAGCUCUCAGGUCGGAGCUGUGUACACUGUCAUCUUUCUCUUGAUUGAUGCAUCCUUCAUCCUGAGCCGUAUUGCACCGUUCAUGCAGAUCUUUGGUACUGCUGCUGGUGCUUACACGAAGCUCAACCAAUCUAUCAAGCGACAGUCGAAGAUUGACCCCACGGACCGCACAUCCGGACAACGACUUGCUCAUGUCGCUGGUGCCAUCAACUUCGAGAAUGUGAGCUUCGCUUACCCGAGUCGCCCGGACACCGUGGUGGUCAAGGAACUGUCAAUGAGUAUCCCAGCAUACAAGCACACAGCAAUCGUUGGUCAGUCUGGUAGCGGCAAGUCGACGGUAGCCGCUCUUCUGGCCCGCUUGUACGAUCCAGCUGAAGGCACCGUACGAUUGGACGGCGUUGAUAUCAAGGAGCUGAACGUAGGCCACCUCCGUGGUUGCAUCGGCGCUGUUCAGCAGGACCCUGCGUUGUUAGAUCGUUCUAUUCUGGAAAACAUUGCUCAUGGUCUCAUCAACUCGGACGCCGAGCAAGAUGAAGUGGAUGUGGUCCUCAGCGGCGAGCUAGCAGAGUUUGCCGAGAAAGUUCGUGAUGGUCAGCCCUUCGAUGCCACGCUGGCAACGCAGUCCACCGCAAUGAGGAGUGUGGUGGAGCGUGUGACGAAGGCAGCAGCCAUUGCUGAUGCCACCGGCUUCAUCGAGCGCCUUGACCAUGGUAUCGCAACCUCUGUUGGUGCAGCAGGCAACAAGUUCAGUGGUGGCCAGAAGCAAAGACUCGCACUUGCUCGCGCAGUCAUGCGUGAUCCCAAGAUCCUUCUGCUUGAUGAAGCCACUUCCGCACUGGACUCUCGCAGUGAAAGGCUCAUCCACGGUGCUCUGCGCGAAGCCUCCAAGGGAAGGACAACGAUCAACAUCGCACAUCGCCUGUCGACUGUAAGACAUGCCGACAGCAUCAUUGUCAUGCGAAGUGGCAAGAUCGUCGAACAGGGAACACAUGAAGACCUUAUCGCCGCAGAUGGCACAUAUGCCAGUAUGGUACGCUUGCAGAAUGUGAGACAUCACGACCCUACAGAAGUCCUCGCUGCUGGAAAUGUCUCUGAGGAUGACAUCUCCUCCGCCGAUGGACGUACUAGCGAUGAAACCAUCGACAAGGAGAAGAGCGUACUCGACGAGAAGUCCGUGCCUCUCGACAGCGAGAAGGCUGUUGAGAAGGCGGACGCUGACGCCGACAAGAACAAGCCAAUCAGAGAAGAAGGCAGCAAACGAGGCGUGUGGUCGACCAUCUGCGGCAUAGGAACCCUUACGCGGUCACAAGCUCUGUGGAUGCUCGUUGCAUUUACCUCCUCCGCAAUCGUGGGAGGAUCAUACUCUGGUGAGGCAGUCAUCUUCGGACACACCAUCAGCAGCUUCAGCGCUUGCAAAUCUGCCGCUUCAAUCCUGUCAGCUGGUCACUUCUGGGGUCUUUUGUUCUUCAUCUUGGCCAUCAUCGAAUUCUUCGCCAACUUCUUCAUGGGCACGACAUUCGGCCUGGUUGGCGAGAAUACUCUAGAGAAAAUCCGGGUCUUGUGUUUGCGAACUCUGCUGGGACAGGAUAUCGACUGGCACGAGUCUGGUGGCCGAGACGCUGCUGAUCUGCUCUCGUACCUAACGACCGAUGCCAACGCUCUUGCUGGUCUCACUGGACCCGUGCUCGGAACGCUAUUCUCCGUCAUCAUCAACACCUUCGCCGGCAUCAUCCUGUCGAUGAUUGUUGCUUGGCGUAUCGCCAUCGUCCUGUUGGCUUGUGUUCCGGUUCUUCUCGGCUCAGGAAUCAUGCGUCUGCGAUGCUUCGCCAAGUUCGGCGAGAAGCAUGCGAAGGCCUUCUCCGGCGCGACCGGCUACGCCACUGAAGCUGUCAACUCCAUCCGUGUCAUCUCGAUCUUCUCACUCGAAGACGAAGCCGUCAAUGUAUACCAUCGCGCGUUGAAGAAGCCAUACGAUGAGACGCUCAAGAUGCUGCUGUGGAGCAAUGCCUGGCUUGCCACCGCGUACAGUAUCAGUAACCUCGUAUAUGCGCUGGCCUACUGGUGGGGCUCGAGGAACAUCAUCGAAGGAUGGUACAGCCAGACGCAAUUCUUCAUCGUUCUCCCAGCCAUGCUAUUCAGCGCCCAGACUUGUGGCCAGCUCUUCGCUUUGGCACCAGACUUCUCCAAGUCCAAGGUCUCCGCAGCCAGAAUCUUAGACCUGCUUGAUGUCGGCAAGAGAGCUUUGACAGUAACGCAGAAGGCUAUCGUCAAGGGACCAUACAAGGAUGACGACCAUGAUCCCGCCCACACAAAAGACGUCGAAGCCGCUGCAAGCACAUCCGAAAAGACACGUUCCGGCGGCGCACGAGUGGCCUUCGAGAACGUAGAAUUCUCCUACCCAGCUCGCCCAGACGCCAAAGUCCUCCGCGGUCUCAACAUCGACAUCAGGCCCGGUCAAUUCUGCGCCCUCGUCGGUCCCUCAGGAGCCGGCAAAUCCACCAUCAUCUCCCUCAUCGAACGCUUCUACCGCCCCUCAUCCGGCAGAGUCACCAUUGACGGCCGCAACAUCAGCGACUUCACCGGUCCCGAAUUCCGCAACGACAUCGCUCUCGUACCACAAGAAAGCGUCAUGUUCGAGGGCAGCCUGAAAUUCAACCUUUCCCUGGGCGCACGCCCGGAUGAGGAAGUCACAGAUGCCGAUAUCGAAGCUGCAUGCCGGCUCGCGCAUAUUCAUGACACCAUCAUGGAGCUACCCGAUAAGUACGAGACGCGCUGCGGACCAAACGGUAACCAGUUCUCCGGUGGACAACGGCAGCGGAUCUCGAUUGCUCGUGCUCUGCUGCGGAAGCCGAGACUACUGCUUCUUGAUGAGAGCACUUCGGCACUGGACAGUGAGAGCGAGAAGAUGGUGCAGGAUGCUCUUGAGAAUGUGAGGAAGGGGAUUACGGUGAUUGCGAUUGCGCAUCGAUUGCAUACUAUCGAGAAUGCGGAUUGUAUCUUUGUGAUUGAGGAGGGGGUUUGUACGGCGAAGGGGACGCAUAGGGAGUUGUUGAGGGGUAGCAAGACGUAUAGGACGAAUGCGUUGCAUCAAGUCCUUGGGGAUUAG
Fulvia fulva is the source of this 4044-nucleotide messenger RNA. Its product is annotated as ABC multidrug transporter MDR2. Gene Ontology annotation, biological process: transmembrane transport. Gene Ontology annotation, cellular component: membrane. The coding region runs from base 1 to 4044 and encodes 1347 amino acids. Lineage: Eukaryota; Fungi; Ascomycota; Dothideomycetes; Mycosphaerellales; Mycosphaerellaceae. Gene Ontology annotation, molecular function: ATP binding; ATP hydrolysis activity; ABC-type transporter activity. The record is from RefSeq and is a predicted model, not a curated record. The transcript has 2 exons.